AUGGAAAUAAAAGACGAUGAUUUUGUGAGAAACUAUUUAAAAACAAGUGAAAAUACAUCACAAAUAAGUGAAGAGCAGGUUACAGAGAUAAUUUACUCUGAAUUAAGAAAACUAAGAUGUACAGCAAUAUUAGCCAUUCAUAAUUCUACAAAGCGUAACAGCGCAAUUUUAACUCGUGAACGAUUGAAUCAUAUUGAAAGAUAUGUAGAAGACACGGAUAAUGGGUUCAAAAUGCGCGUACUUGGAAUAUUAGGUUUAGGGAAUGAAGGGACUGUAGAUCAUAAAAAAAUAUUUGUUGAAUAUUUAAAACAACUCGAUCUAGAUGAUCAUGCCAAAAAAUCGAUGGAUUAUAUUUACGAUCAGAGUAGAGAUGAGAGAAGAUGUCAAAAUCUAUUUAAUAACGAGACAAUAAACAAAAUAAGUAAUUUACUCAAGAGGAAUACUUUAGAUGAAGAGAUAAAAGUAACAGCUUGUGAAACAAUCAAUAAUUAUCUUUCACUCAAUUCUUCUGACGGUUUGGAUGAACAGCAACUCAGAAAUUAUAUUCAUUUCUUAAACAAUUCACAAUACAGCGAAGAUACCAUAGCUCAGGCAUUGAAAUCAAUAUUUUUAACCGUUGAGAAAAAUAAAGGUUUACCUGACUUUAUGAUCGAGAUACUCACUAAAAUCAUUAACAAAGGCAAGAGUAAACUUGAUAAUUUUUGUAUGUUAAUUAUAAAUGUUCAUUCUAAACAAAAUGUGAUAAAAAAUAUUGAUGAAUUCUCGGUAACAUUAUUAGAAGACUGGGUUUUAGUUCGAGAUGAUCACGAUAUUAGUUUCGAACAUAGUUCACAAGAUAAUCACGGUUGCCAAUUUAUGUCAUCGAUAGUUGCUGAGAUUUUUGUUAAUUCUUUGCAGCGGAAUAUUGAAAUAAGUGACAAAAGCAUUGAAAAUCUUGUUAAAGCAUUUAAUAGUAAUGAUAAACAAACUUGUAUUUUAUCAGCGAAGGCAUUAUAUUUGGUCUCACAAAAUCGCAUCAUUAAAAAUGAUGUCUUAUUGACAUUACAAGAAUAUGUAAACAGUAGUAUAUCCGAUGUUGCUAUCUAUUCAACAGUUGCGUAUGUGGGAGGUUUGGAAAGACUAUCGUCAGCUAAAAUACCUAUCUUGAACAGUCACAUUGAUUUUCUAUCCAAUGUUUAUGCAUUUGAAGAAUUGCAACUAGAACAAGAAAAUUUCACUGAUUCAGUCAAUCAAAGUGUUUUAAUUGUAUUAUCUAAUGAAGCAGAGUAUCAUUUGUUUGAAAAAAAUAUUAUUAAAAUUUUUGAUGAUAUUAUUUUGUUUGAGAAGAACUAUGUAGAAGAGGUAAUCGAAAUACUUAUUAAAUAUUCAGCCAAGGGAUAUUCUAUUGAAGAAAGUACAAUAUUUGCGUUGGAAAAUGUCGCUAGUAUAUCUCAGUGGUCGAUGAAAGUUUUAAAAUUAUUGGAAAAUAUAGUUUAUAAUAAUGGAGUUAUCAGUGAAAAACUUUUGCAUAUUGUAGCUGAUAACUUUUAUUUAUUAGACAAUGAUGAACAACGAAAACAGUCAUUUGAUAUUUUGGAUAAGACUAAUGACAAUCAAGAUAUAUCAGAUGAACUAUUUGACAAAUUGGAAUUAGAAAGGACGAGUCGAGCUAUUGGCGAGUCUUUAUCUAAUACUAGUAAUGCUAUUACUUACUUAUGUGAAAGGACUAAGGAAGGAAAUAAAGUUACGAUAAGUAUAUUCAGAGCAUUGAGUAACUUAGAUCUUGGUUCAUCAUCGAUAUCUAGUGAAAAUAUCUUUAGUGUUUUAUUAAAUGUUUCAAAAAAUCGACAGAGAAUACCGGAUAACUUAAUUAAUAAGCUUGUGAACAUAUUCAAUCCAAAACUUGAACAAUCUGCUUUGAUAUCUUAUUUGAUUGAAAUCUUUGAAAAUAUAGUUAAAAACAAUCAGGAUGUAUCACAAGGCCUUUCAGAGAAAUUAACACAAGCUUUAGAAAAUCCAGCAAUUUCUGAUCAAGUUCUAUUUAUUUUUCUACUUCAAGGACAAAGAGGUGAAAAUCUACCUGAAGGAAUCAUUCGAAAAAUUAUUGAAAAAUUUUUGUCUAUAAAAAAUCCAUUGGCUAUGUAUCAAUAUUUACCCUUUAUUUGUUCAAUUAUUGAAAAAGAGAUUUACUUCAAACGCCAUAGACAGGUUCUUUCUCAACAUACAGAUAGGAAUACACUCAAUAUAAGUGUAGUUUCUCUUGUUCAAAAAGCGUUAGUUCAUGCUCUUAAAACAGAUAAUCAAGAAGUUAUUUUUAAGAGUAUUAGUGGAUUAAAAACACUAAUUUCACAUGGUCAAAUAGAACUCGACAAAGAAACUAUUGAUCUCCUUUUACGAAUAGUGACCGACUUAGUCCUGGAUGGAAGUUUAAAAGAAGACAUUGUCGAAUUGUUAGGGCACUGUAAGUUAGAAGGUAAUCAGAAAUAUAAGUAUGAUUCAAUUGUUUGGGUACGUUAUACAGAUGCUGAACUUUUGGAUGCAUUGACUGAACUAGAGAAACCUACAUUAUUCAAGCAACUUUUUGAUCGAAUCAAUUCUAUAAUUAAUAACAAUAAAGACUUACAACCUCAAGCUCUUAGGGUUUUACGAAAAUGUUCAAAUAAGAAAAGUAUUCCGGAUGAAUUACUAGAAAGUAUUGCUGUUUUAUUAGAUAGUACUAACUCAGAACGAAUCAAGUCGUUAUGUUGUGAAUUAAUAAGUGAAAUAGCUCAAGCGGGAAGAGUCGUACCAGAUGAAAUCAUAUCACUUAUUGCUGAUCAGAAUCAAGAAAAAAAACUGCAAGAUAAAAUACAAUUAUCACCUCAUAUUGAUUUAAUGACAGGAACCAACCGAGAAAUUCUCGAUACACUUUUAAGAAACAUGCGAAAAGAAUUUCAAGAAAAUAAGAAAUUUUCUAAUAGAUCUAUUGAUCAGUUACUUACAUACAAGAUUUCAGAAGAAUACAUUCAACAUAACGGAGAAUUAGAGCAAGAAUUAACAGAUAUUUAUGCUUUAAUUCUAAAAGAUAAUUCGGAUGAUCGUUUUAAUCCAUUUAUUGAUGGUUUAGAAAAAGGAAUUUUAUCUAAAAGUAUAACGAAAAAUAUUUUAGACACGUAUAAAGAAAUUAUCAAACGAACACAAUGUAAAACAACAAAUUUCUCGAGAGUAAUCAAUAUGUUCAACAAUAUUCUAAAUGAGAAUAAUUAUCUCGAAUUUCAUUUUGACAUUUUUGUAUGUAUUGCUUUGGCUUCUGAAUUUACACAAAUUUUGGAGUUAAAACAACUAGAGAACAAUCUUUUUAAUGAGGAUGAUAAGUUUCGAAGUUGGGCGUUUAGAGAUUUAAGAGUAGCUGUUGAAAAAGGUUCAUCUUCUUCUGUAUUUGACAAAUGGUGCGCUGACAUCAUCAAUAAACUGGAAGAAGAAACUCAACUUGAAAUCAACAUAGAUUUUGAUCUGUUUGAAACUAUAGCCUCAUCUAAAUUCAAUGAUUUUAAUAAAAUUCGUAAUAAACCAAAAAAUCAAUGGAACAGAGAAAUUUUAAUUUUGGAUUUAAUAGAAAGGUUUCAAUUGAACGAAGGAGAAUACUCUACACUUUAUGUGGAGUGGUUUGGUAUUGAAAGGUGCAACGAAUACACGAGCGGUAUAAAUACCAUAAUUUUACAAAUGUUACAUCGUUUUCUAUUAAAUAAUCCUAUUUCUUUUGAUGAAUUUUGCCAAGCAAUAAAACUUUUAAAAGACGUUUCUUUUGAAGAUGGACAAAAGAUUUUAUCAAAUAGUAAGAAUCUACUUGACCUAAAAAAGGAAUAUCUAACAACAAUGAUACGUCAACGGUUAGAUAACAGAAAUAAUAUUGCACCACAAUAUAUUGAAAAGUUAUAUUCUGAUAUAAUGUCAAAAUUUGAUUUUGAUCUUAGUCAAAAAAUGUUGCAUGCACUUGAAUGUAUUGAUAGUUUAACAGAUUUUAAAGAUCUUCUGAAAUUCGCUGAAACAAAUAAUAUUAAAAUACCUGAUAUCUAUGUUGAGAAAAGAACAAUUAAAAUAUUUAGAAGAUCGUUAGAAAUAAAAGUUUUAGGAAAUUAUAUAAAAGAUAUUGAUAGGUUUAAAUUAGGUACCAUUCUGGAUAAAUUAUUAGAUCAGAGUUGGUUAUUUGAACAGUUAACUGUUCUAUUCAAAGCCUUUAAAGAAUCAAUUCAUCAAAAUGAGACAAAAUAUUUUGUGCAUGUUCUCGAAAUUCUAUCAAAUUAUAAAAUUUCUUCGACGAAUAAAGAAAAAAUUCUAUUAGCCUUGCAAGAUCAUAAGCCGGAAGAUUGGUCAACAGAAAUAAAUAAAAUUGCCAUUAAAAUUAAUUGUUCUGAUAAAGUUAGAGAGAAAAAUUCACAAGAAUUAGUUGAUGAAUUCAUUACUCAAAAUUCUCGCAAUGAUCACUUGAAACUUUUCAGUAGAGAAACAUUAUUAAAGUGGAUAAGAGAAAUUAAAGAUCAUUCAUUAACUUCUAGAAUCUUCCAUGAAGAAGACGUUAGUAGAUCUGUUCGAUUGAAGAAGAAAUCUAUUCAUGAAUGGAAUGAAAAUGACAUUUGCCUAUGGGCGAAAUUAGUGAAAAAUAAUGUCAGUCGUACAAAUAAAGAAAAUUUUAUCAUAGAAACCUUAGCAGUAAUAAAACGAGCAAAUUUAUUACACACUGGAUUUUAUUUAACAGAUACUCAAAUUUUAAGUUGUUUAAUUGCUUUAAAUUCGAAUAAUGAGAAAGGAAGAUUAUUACAAGUAGCAACUGGUGAAGGUAAAUCAACAAUAAUAAGUGUAUUAGCUGUAUUUUAUGUUUUAAUGGGUAAAAAAGUAGAUAUAAUUACCAGUUCUCCAGUACUUGCUGAAAGAGACGCAAAGGAAAAAGCUAAAUUCUAUAAAAUGUUCGGUGUUGGUUGUAGUCAUAAUAAUGACAAGGUAAUUUAUUUAUCAGGUCCAAAAGUUUGUUACAAAGAGGAUAUUGUUUACGGUGAAGUAGCACAAUUUCAAUUCGAUACUUUAAGAACAGAAUAUGCCCAAUUGAAUACAUUAGGAGAUAGAAAAUGUCAUGUUGCAAUAGUCGAUGAAGUAGAUAGUAUGCUUAUUGAUGAUAGUUCGAAGAUUGCCAGACUUUCAACAACGAUAUCUGGUAUGGAUCAAUUACAGAUAAUUUAUCAUUUAUUAUGGAAUCAUCUUUCGUUGUUACAAAAUAAAAUCAUUCAGAUAGAUGGUCAGAUGUUCUUGUUUUACGGGAAAACUGUAAUCGGAAAAGAUCAAAUUAUAUUGGAAUAUGGUGAUGAUGAUGGAAAUAUAAUGCGUAUUGAAAAUUUAAAAGAUUAUAUUGCUUCAACUAAAGAUAUAGGUCAUAUUGGAUUCAGAAUUCCAAAUGAUGACGGGGGUGAGAAGAUAAUUAAGAAUAGUUUAGAUAAAUAUUUUAGUUCGUUUAUUAUGCAGAAUAUUAAAAUACCAAAACAUCUUGAAAAUUUUGUUGAUAAGCAAAUCUCGAAGUGGAUAGAUAAUGCUAUAACAGCUUUAAUUUAUCAAGAAAACGUACAGUAUAUUGUACAUGAAGGUUUGAUUAAGCCAGUCGAUUACAACAGUACAGGUGUCGUACAGAAGUCUUCGAACUGGAGUGAUGGAUUGCAUCAAUUUUUACAACUGAAACAUAAUUUGAAAAUGACAUCAGAAACUCUCACUACUAAUUUUCUAUCAAAUGUAGGAUACUUUAAAAGGUACGGUUCGAAUUUAUUUGGUCUUACAGGAACACUUGGUUCAAAAAAGGCUAAAGAGGUAUUACAAAAAGUUUACAAUUUAGAUUUAGCUCUAAUUCCUAGUUUACGUCAAAAACAACAUCUUAUAUUUCCUGAUAUUUUAGUAGAUAAUGAGAGUCAUUGGGUCAAAGAAAUACGUGACUCUGCAAUCCUUGAGGCAAAGAAAAAGAGAGGAACUUUAAUUAUUUGUGAGACAAUCGAACACUGUAAGAUAAUAGAGGAAGAGCUUCAACAUAAAUAUCGUUCGAGUCCGAUUAAGGUUUACACAAUGAAUGACAUGAAUCAAGAGCAAAAUGUUGAAGUCAUACAUCCUGGAGAAAUAAUCAUUGCAACUAAUCUAGCUGGACGUGGUACAGAUAUAAAAACUGAUAAAAUAGAAGAACACGGUGGUCUUCAUGUUAUUGUAAGUUUUAUGCCGAUGAAUCAGCGUGUUGAAGAACAAGCAUUUGGUAGAACUUCACGACAAGGCAAACGAGGUACGAGUCAAAAAAUAUUAAAUGCAGUUCAUCUAAUUCAUUAUGGAAGCUUCAACAUAGAGGAGAUUACAAAACUUAGAGAUGAAAAUGAAGCAAAGAUCUUAGAUGAAUUUGAACAAAAUGAAUUAAAAGUAAUUAACUUAAAAGAUAAUCUCUUCUCUAAGUUCUGUUCUUUAUUGAAUGAAAUACGUAUGAAAAUUAGGAAGAAAACAAACUUUUUUACAGAUAAAAAGAAUGCUAUUAAGAGUGUAGUGGUAAAUGUGAAACCAUCUGCUAUUGAAUCGAAUACUUUACUUAGUAUUGAAGAACAAUGGGUGAUGUUUUUACGUAAAAUUGAUGAUGAAAAUUCGCCUAUCGAUAUCGAAACAAUUCAUGCUCAAUUCGAUAAAUUUGCUAAAAGAAUACGAGAUGAUUAUGAUAAAGAAUGUGUUAUUGAAAACCCUUAUUAUCAUAUUAUCAUUGGUAAUGAUUUAGUUAUCAAUGAUUCGUCACUUAAUAGUAAAUAUAAUGAAGCGAUGAAACAUUUUAAUCGAGCCAUAGAUCUUGAUUCAGAUCAAUGUGCAGCUGCAUUUGUUGGAAAAGGAUGGCUUUUAUUAAAAGGUAAAGAAAGAAUUAUUGUUUCGAAUGAGCAAGAACUAAGUUAUAAGGAUCUAGCUAUUAUACAAUUUCAACGAGCAGGUGACAUUUUAAGUGAAGAAAUUAGUCGCUUGACAUCAAUUCAAACACUUUUAUUCAAUCGAUGUUCCGACACACAAACUCCUCUCUAUAAACAGUUAAUUCAGAAAAGUAGUAUUUUGGUUACUUAUCGCAAUAAUAUUGAGAAUCUUAUUAGUAUUAUAAGAAAAUCUCAAAGAUUAAUACAGAUAGAAGAAACAAUCCAUUAUUCGAAUCAAAACGAGAGUCGAACCGAUAUUUGCAUGUUAGAAGAAACGAUUUCAUAUGAAGAUGUUGAAAAAGAUAUUGGAAAAUUUUGUGAAAUACGUUUAUUGUCUUCGGAUAGUGACAACUUUGAUGUAACUGCUGUUCGAGAGUGUAAAGAAAUCAUUAUUAAAAAAGAUCAAGAAGAAUUCAUAGUGAUUUUUAAAGAAACAGCAAAAGAUCAAUUGAGUGAAUGGAGAGUAAACAACUCUAAGCUUCAAAAGUGCCUUUCAUCUCUAUGUUACAAUGACAAUAUUCUUGAUAAGGGCAAACACUCCGAAAUUUACAACCAAAUUUACCAAAAUGUUACAUAUCACAAAGGUUGUAUUCGAGGAAAAUUUGUAGCGACUUUUAAGAAUGAAUCAAAUGGUAGAAAAUAUGAAGUAACAUUUAAUGACUUGACUUUUAGAAAAGACACAAAAACUAUAGAUCAAGCUAUCGACACUAUCAAUGCAGCAGUAAAAGAAUUAUCGAAUACAUCUAGCUUACGGUUCCCAAACCGAAAACACUUUUUAAAAACAGACUAUCAACAAAUUAGUGUGAGUCUGUUAGACAUUAAUUCGGACACUUUGAAACAACUAUUCAAUCCUAACAUUGAAGUUAAACAUGUUGCAAAAAAAAUAGCAUUAGCACAUUUAAAAGAUAAAAGUUCAUUUUUUCAUCGUCAUGUAUUACCGAAAAAUUUCCGUCCCGAUUCAUAUCAAGUCGAUUUAGACAUUAUUCAUGAUAAUAACAUUGUCGAAGGAAAAAAGGGAAUACAAGUUAGAGAAGCUAUAGAAAUCAUUAAAAAUACAACAGAAAAUAACGCAUAUUUCAACAUAAGUUUUCUCUCUGCGAAUGAUAUAUUUAAAGGUAUUAAAGAGGAAGUAAUAAAUUGCUCACGAAUAACUGCUGAAUUUAUCGAAAUAAAUGGACAAGAUGUUGCAAACAAAGUGGCACAGAUUACGUCUGAAAGUAUCAACCUUGUAAUAUUCGAUAAAAAAGAAGAAAUUUUGAAAGUAAUACAAUCUGUAGAUAAAUCAAAAAUAGAAUUGUAUUCCUCUCGAAGAAAAAAACAGAAAUUUGAAGAUAAGACACAUGCUGAGAAAGUAAUUCAGAAUAGUUCAGAGAAAACAGCAGCUAUUCGAUUAAUCGGAGUGAAUCCAAAGUAUAUCAAAACCAUUAUUGAUAUUUGUCGAGAAGGAACUUUUAAUAUUAGUUUUAUUAGAAUAGAUACUCAGAGUGUUUUAAAUGGAAUUGAUGAAAAAUCAAUGAACAUUUAUUUUGAUAAAUUAGAAGAGGAAACAGCUGAAUUUCUUAUUCAACAAAUAAGAAAGACAAAUGCCAAUAUGAGUUUGACAUUCAAAGACUUAGAUCAAAAUCAGGCGCGAAAAAUUAUAGAGAAAGCUCCAAUAAAUACAGAAAACAUUCAAAUAAACAAGACCAAAAGUCUAAGAGAAAUAUUUAUGAAUGAAUUAAGACCAGAUUUAGAACUUUCAGAAUUUUUCGGACGAGGCAUCGAAUAUUUACUUGAAAUUAAUGAGAAGAAUUUCAUUCCAUGGAUUAGUAUCAGCAUUGUAGCUGGUAUAGCUGCUGUUCAAAUGGCAGUAGGUGGAGCUCUUGUAGCAACUGCAUUUGGAGCCAGCGUAGGGAUGGGUCUAAUUACUGAAGGAGCAGCAGAUUUUUUCGUCGCCCAUCGUACCUAUAGCACAAGACAGUUUAGUUGGUCAGACUAUGGAAAGCAAAAAGCAAUUAGUUUGACUAUAUCAGCAGCUUCAAUGGGAAUUUCAGCAAUUAAGGAUGCAGGAAAAGGAGUGAACACUAUUUUCACUGCUACAACAGAAGAAGUACUUGAGCAAACUGGUACAUAUGCAAUAAAGAAUAAUAGAGCAGCACAGAAACUAUUAAUUAAGACUGGAAAAAAUUUGAAAAGCUUAUCUAUGAAACAAAUAGGAGUCACCAUCGGUGAAAAUGUACUAAGAGAAGGCUUAAUUGAGUUGUCAAAUGUCGGAACUCACUUUGUAUUCGAGCAAAUGAAAAUGCAGAUUUCGAAUUCAAUUCAAGAGAAGGUUAUUAAUAAGUUCUUUAAUUCGCAUUUGAUGACAAUUAUACGUAAAAUGUUUGCACUUGACAGAAGAAAUAAAAAUCAGAUAUUUGAAGAAAAAAUCAAUAGAAUAAUAACUGGAAUGAUCAAUCAGAAACGUAAUUUAUGGCGUAAACAAUUAGUUUCUAUUGGUGGCCAUUUAUGUCGUGGUAUUUUAUCAGAUACGAAUAAAUUGCGAACACCAGCAAGUUUAAUUCUGCGAAUAGUUAGUACUCUUAAUGGAACUUAUGAACUUUGUGUUAUUAUUGAAGAGACUCAUCAGCAGCUGCUAGAUAAACUUAUAGAAAUAGAUAAAGAAACUUUAUCAAUGGAACGAAUUUUCUGCUCGUAUUGUUCAUUCAGUGAUGAGUCUUCACAGGAUAUGGUGAACGUUCUUGCGAGUAAUGGGAUAGUAGAACUAAAUAAAGAAUUAGCAAGCAAAGAUUUACUUCAUAAAUUAGAUAACAUCAACAUUGAUGGAUUUUCUGACGAUCAGUUGGAAAUGAGUGAUUUCAGUAAGAUGAUGAAACUAGUAUCAGACAUCAUUACAGAUGAAGUCUUGAAAAUAACAGAAUCGCAACUUAUAUCGCCAUGGAGUAGUUAUCUUAUGGGUGAGGCAACAAAAGCUAUUUCAGAAAGAGUACAACACUAUUUUAUUGUUAAUGAAAGGCAGAAUGCACCGAGUCAAAAUCAAGAAAACGAAGAAACAGAAUAUAAUACAAUUGCUAAACAAAUUCGAGCUAAUGCUAGAGAUUACAUAGGAACGAAAUCUUAG
Molecule: messenger RNA, 10020 nt
Organism: Rotaria sp. Silwood2
Lineage: Eukaryota; Metazoa; Rotifera; Eurotatoria; Philodinida; Philodinidae
Source: the annotation of a GenBank genome assembly